Molecule: messenger RNA, 1220 nt
Organism: Salvia hispanica
Lineage: Eukaryota; Viridiplantae; Streptophyta; Magnoliopsida; Lamiales; Lamiaceae
Product: GDSL esterase/lipase At1g29670-like
Molecular function (GO): hydrolase activity, acting on ester bonds
Source: RefSeq, a predicted model, not a curated record
UUACAUCCCAUCAUUCAAAGCUCAAUUUGAGGCUUUUGAUUAUAGUAAGAGAGUUAGAAUGUCUAAAACUAUCUUCUCAAUAUUCAUAUUUUUGGUGGCUGUUAACUUAGUCCCAACAGUGCAUGGAAAAAAAUUGGUGCCUUGUUUUUUCGUAUUUGGAGACUCCCUUGUUGAUAACGGAAAUAACAACGAUCGUGACACCGUUGCAAAUGCCAACUUCCUUCCGUACGGGAUUGAUUAUCCCAACGGACCAACAGGCAGAUUUACGAAUGGUCGAAACGUAGCGGAUUUCAUAGCGGAGGCAUUAGGAUUUACCGAUCACAUCCCGUCGUUUGCAACGGCUAAGGGUGGCGAUGCCGUUGUAAACGGAACAAACUAUGCAUCUGGAUCAGCAGGGAUUCUCAAUGGAACUGGAAAGGAAUUUGGUGAUGUGAUAAGCUUGGAUGAGCAAUUGCAAAAUCAUCAAACCACAAUAACAAGAAGCACUUCUAUGUUUGGAAGUGCCCAUGUUGCCAAAACUCAUCUCGGCCAGUGCAUUUACUAUGUCGGAAUGGGGAGCAACGACUAUGCGGCCUACACCAUGAACCCAGACCGACCAUCACCGGACCAUUAUGCGUCGCUACUAAUUGAUAACUAUUCUCGUCAGCUAAGGGAGUUGUACGGAUACGGAGCGAGGAAGGUGGCGGUGUUCGGAUUGGGGGCAAUAGGGUGCGUUCCGGCCACACACCAUGUGUAUGGGACGUUAUGCAUGUCGGCAACCAAAACGAUGUCGGGUGUAUUUAACACGAAGCUAAGAUCACUAAUCAAUGUUCUAAAUCAAGAUUUAGAUGGUGCCAAGUUUACAUAUAUCGACACGUUUGGGAUUGCAGCUUCUAAGACUACAAGCUUCAGAUAUCCCGAUUUGGAAUGUUGCACGGUGAACGUAGGAGGAACGUGCAUUCCACAAGGCGUAGCUUGUCGUGACCGAGCAUAUUUCGCCUACUUUGAUGGGUACCACCCCACCGAGGCUGCAGCCGCGGUCCUGGCCAAGCGUGCAUUUGCAGCUCGCUCGCCUUCGGAUGCUUAUCCCUUUGAUAUUCAACACCUUGUCCAAGUGUAGUAAUAGUAGUAAUAUUGAUAGGUGUGUUUGGUACAAUAUAUUUAGAGAGGCUAUAUUGCAAAUUAUAAGCACUCAACCUUAUAGUACUUUUAUAAAGUUGUAUUACGUAUUGACAAUGUCA